UUCAAAAAACUGUUUUGCCUGUCAUCUCUGACUUCAUCCUAUUAUAGAUCCAUGAAGUAAGUAUGAAGAGAAACCAGUACAGGCCAAGUGGACCGAGUACCAGCACACAGGUUCUGGUCCCAGCUCUAUCACUACAGCUUUGUAUCCUUGGGCAAACUAGUAUCAAUAAAAGAUGGAGUCUUUAAUACAUUAACGGUUUUCAAAGCCUAAUCAUAUAGAAAGACCUGUGUUAUACCACCAAUACAACUGAAUAAUGACCCCUUCCAUCAAUAUCAGACAAUAAGUUUUGGACAGAAUAUUUUCAACUUAAGUUUUUUUCUCCUGUACAUUCUUCAAAGAUCCAGACUGCUGAUGUUUUAAAAACCCAAAACACGGCACUAUUCUGCCUGGUUUAUCAAAAUUUUUUAAAUACGGCACAGACUCAUUUUUUGCUAGCAAAACUGCUUAUAAUGGCACUAAAUACACUAACAUACUGUGUUUUAGUACGAAGCAAUAAUUAAUACUCAGAGUACUCUCAGGAAAUCCGCAAGCUGAGUAAAUCUGAAAAGAUCUUGUAACCACCCUUCCAAUCGACUUAGUAGGGUUCUACGGCCCUAAUUAAAAAACAAGAAAACUUUAGCACUCAAGUCCAAAGGGGACUGCCCAACUCAGUCUCAGGCUUCAAUUUUGCACCUGGGAAAAAAGAAACACAAAAGGGAAAUGCUGCCUUCUUGGCUCUGGGGGUGGUGACGGGAGAGGGGCCCACUGAGGAGCGAUUUCAAUUAAAGGGUCGGACAAAGCCGUCUCGGGUCCCUAGCAGUCUCCGCACUCACUGCCUCCUUCUCGAACAUGCUAGGCCUCCUCUCUUUCCUAGGCGUCACCGGCGCCUGCUGAGAGCUCUGGUUCGGGGUCUGGAUGAGGCUCGACUUCACGCCUCGGCCUCGCUUCUCCAUCUCGCUCUGUUCCCCAAGACUCCCUCCGCCUCUCCUCCGCCGACCGUCAAACGCCUCAGCCGCUGCCGCGAGGCCGGAAGUCUCCCACCUGCGCCUGGUACGGUCGGAAGUGCCUGCUGGGGCUCCAAGGCGUCUGGAGGCGGGGCGCGCAGGUGCCUGCGUCAUUCAUGCGCGCCGCAGCGGGGCACCGGAAGUUAUGGAGGUAUUAAUAGGGGACCCUAUUACCACAUGUCUUUCUCCCUCAGUGUAUGAUAUAAUUUGUAAUCUUGGGUUUCAACUCAGAGAAAAUUGUGAUAUCAAUAGCAUUGUUACUCAGAAUGGUGAAGUAUGCUGGAAAACAAUCACAGACUGUGUGAGCUACACAGAGUCAGAUCAGGGUCUGGAUUACUGGGGAAGCGUGAGGCUGCUUGGCCCUGUGUGUGAGGCCGUCCAUUCACAUUUCUUAUCUUUGACCAAGGGACAAUUUGAAAUUCGAUAUGCACCGUGGUUCCAGUGGACAAGUUUUCCAGAGUUAUUUCCUGAAAUAUUUGAUGCCUUGGAAAGUCUACAAUCUCCCGCUAUUUCUCUUAGCUUAAUGAAACUGACAUCGUGUCUGGAACGAGCCUUGGGUGAUGUAUUUUUACUGAUUGGGAAGGAAUGCCCGUUUCUUUUAAGAGAUCUGCUUGCAUCUGAGGAACUUGCUCAAGUCUUCGGGCAGUCUGUGAUGAAUGUGCUAAAAGUCUUUGUUGGCUCUCCGUGUGGUCUCAACCUGCGUAACGUCUUAUGGCAUGGGUUUGCAUCACCUGAAGAAGUUCCUCCAAAAUACUGUUCAAUGAUGAUGCUGUUGGCAGCAGGAUUGGGUCAGUUACUGACGAGUUACCUUCAAAAAACUAAACUUACAUUGGCACAUCGCUCUUUCAUAACUCCUACAAACCUUGAGGAUUUGAUUGUUUUUCCUGAUGUUACUUAUGAGGUGCUCUCAGUAUUAGAAGAAGCGAUGACGAAAUCUUCUUUUAUAUUAAAAAUCAUGUUACCAUAUUGGGAAGUUGCACUGGUCAAGUUCAAGUCACACAGGUUUGCUGACUGUGCCAUAUUGUUGCUGACACAACUAGAAACUGGACUUAGGAAUGUUUUUGCGACACUUAACAAGUGUCCAAAAAGACUCCUGACUGCUGAGUCAACAGCUCUUUAUACUACCUUUGAUGAAAUAUUGGCAAAACACUUGAAUGAUGGUAAAAUCAAUCAGCUUCCUCUUUUCCUUGGAGAGCCUGCUAUGGAAUUUCUCUGGGAUUUCAUGAACCAUCAGGAGGGUCCCCGCAUAAGAGAUCAUUUAAGCCACGGGGAGAUCAACUUACAUGAAUUUUCAAAAGAAACAACUAAUCAGUUGCUUGCAUUUUCUGUUGUGCUGUUACUCAGAUUCGUUGAUGAAGGUCUGCUAUCAGUUUUUAAGGAAAAAGCAUCAGUAAAAUUGUUGAUUAGUCUUGCAGAAGGCUAUAGUUCUCGCUGCCAUCCAGUUUUUCAGCUUAAGAAACAGGUGCUGAGCUGUGAGGAGAGUAUCAGGGUUUGGGCUCUGCCUUUCCCGAAGAACUCACUUGGGAGCAGUCUCAGAUUAGAAGAUAAUUCUGAAACAAAUGCCUGCCACUCUUUAAUUACAAAAAUGAUUGAUGAGCUGUAUCACCAUAUGCCUGAGGAUCAUUGUGUUUUAAAGGACUUGGAUCAUCUUCCUACUGAGACGUGGCCCCAGCUGCUCCCUGAGCUCUGCAGCACACCCAUUCGUACCCUGUUCUGCCCCAGGAUUGUGCUGGAAGUGCUGGUUGUGCUCCGAAGCAUCGGCAAGCAGUGCCACCGUGUCUGGCUAGGUCACUGCUGGCUCCCAGAACUGAGACACAGGCAGUGGGUAGAGAGGACGCUGCGGUCUCGCCAGCGGCAGAACUACCUGCGUAUGUGGAGUAGUAUCAGACUACUGUCCCCUGUGCUCAACCUGAUCCUGUUAUCCAUUACGCUGGAGUUGGUCAAUGUUCAUGCUGUUUGUGGAAAGAAUGCGCAUGAGUAUCAGCAGGUAGUACUUCCAAAGUUUGUAAAGUCGAUCUUGCAGUACACUGAGAACCUGGGCUUAAGCACCAGUUACUAAAAGAACAAGUGGAAUGAAACUAUCAAUCUUACACAUACAGUUUUGUUGAAAAUUUGGACUUUUAGUGAGAAGAAACAAAUGUUAAUACAUUUAGCCAAGAAAUCCACAAGUAAAGUACUAUGAAAAACCUAUAAGUCAGGAU
Chlorocebus sabaeus (green monkey) is the source of this 3184-nucleotide messenger RNA. NCBI's taxonomy places the organism in Eukaryota, Metazoa, Chordata, Mammalia, Primates, Cercopithecidae. The record is from RefSeq and is a predicted model, not a curated record.